UUUAAUUAAAAUGAAUACUUGCUCAAUUUGUCAACAAGCAUCAUUUACAUGUUUAUCUUGCGCUUUAUGUACAAAUCUUAUUGACCUUGAAUGUCAAGGUAGUACAAUUGCUGAAUACAAUGUGGUUUGCAAAACUUGUACAGAUAGUGUUGGUGUUGUAAAUAAUAUGGAUGUCACUGUUGCUGAAGUUUUUAAAAUGUUUACAAAAAAUGAGUUAGAAGAGGUUGCAGCAUCUCCAACUAUGAAAAUGAUUUUUUCUGGAAAAUUGCACAGUUUCAGACACAACAAUUACAAAGCUGGUGGUUCUAAAAAAAAAAAUUUAUCUGAUUUUGAGUUAGUCAAUUUGUUAUCAGAAGAUCAAUCUAAUUGUUUAUAUUUGGCAUUGGGAUCAAAUUUCCGAGAUUCUAAGUUUAACGAUUACAUCUACAAGGUUAUUGUACCUGAAUGUAUUAUAAGUCUUUUUGCAAAGUUGAUGCUUUGGUCAAGAAUUCAGGCUGAAGUAUUUCUGAAUAAAUUUUUUACUGAAAGAAGAAGAAAAAGUCAUCUGACCGCGAACAAUUACAUUUUGCAGAUGAAAUCAGGAGCUGAUGAUUGUGUUAUAGGCUCUGCUGAUAAAUCUAAUACAUGUUUGCUGAAAAAUAAUGUUACUCCAAAUGCGUUUAAGGAUAGCAUGAAGACAGAAAUGAUGAAAGCUAUUGAUAACAAUGACUUUAAUCAAGCAUCAAAGUUGCUGUCAAAACUGAAAACCCUUGAUGAACCUGUAUCUAAUAACAGUCGCCGCAAAGUGAAAUGUCCUGCUUGUGAAAAAAGUGUGGUAGACUUAAAAAGGCAUUUAAUGUCUAAAAAACAUGAUUGGGAUGAACCAAAAGCAAAGAGCGCAAGGAUUAAUUUCGACUUAAAUCUCAAGAGAAAAGUACUUUCUCCUUCUAAAAGGCGUUCCAAAAUCCGUAAUUAUAAAAAAACUAUAUGUGGUUUUUAACAUUGCUCCAAAGAAGUUAAAAGAAUUAAUAACCAUCUUAGGCAAUACCAUGGCUUAAAAUCAAAGGAGGAAAUAAAAAAAGCAAUGCUGUUUUCAAGACCUGUUCUGGAAACAUUCCAUGAUGAGAAUUCAGAUAUGAGCUCAAAUGAUGAAGUUUCUUCUGAAUCUUUAGUAGAAUAUGAUUUAUUAGAAAAUAAUUUUAAUAGAGCUAUUCAUAAUGACAAUAAUUUUCUGUGUAGUGAUUCAGACGAUGAAAAUCAAGACUGGUUAAGUUUGCAAUAUUUAGACAAAAGGCUCCCUAAAUCAAGUAAUAGUUUUCAUGCUGGAGAUAACAAAAGUAAUCUUUUUAAUGUUGCAAGUACCAAAAAUGAAAAAGAUGCCUCUUAUUCUGAUGAAUCAAAUGUUGACUUUGAUGAUGGUGAAGAUAAGUUUUAUAUGACUCCAUCUGAAGAAGAUAAGUUAUUAGAUGAAUUUCUAAUUUGGCUUCAAAGUGUUGAGGGUGGUAUCAAACCUCUUCGCACUGCCCUGAAACAUAAAAAUGUUGUUUUAGGAGCUGUUCGUCAUGCCGCAGAUGACGAUGUAAAUUACAAGCAUCUCGGUUGUGUUUCUUUCUUAAAUUCUUGGAUGUUAAAAAUGCAAGAAGAUAAAAAGCAGCCAGGAACAAUAAAAACCUAUUUAGGUUCUCUACAAUUGUUUUUAGACUUUUGCAUUUCUAAAGAAAAACUUGAAAUUAUUUCUAAUGAAGAAUACUCUAAGUUAAAAAUCUCUAUGAAGCAGUGGAAGCGCAGUUUGUGGAAAGGCAUUCAGGAGAGACAACAUGAAAAAGACAUGGAUGAUUUCAACAACUUUCCAUCUUCUGAAGAAAUAAACGCAUUAGAUAAAUCUGAUUAUGUCAAAUGUGCAAAAGACACUAUUAAGGCUUCUAAAUCUUCGGGUUUUGUUAUUACAAAAUCCAACUAUUGUUUAGUUAGAUCAUAUUUGUUAGCGUAUACAAUUCUUAAUAAUGCUACAAGACCAGGAGCUUCUGCAAAUAUGACUAUUGGUGAGUUCCGCAGAGCAUUAUAUAAAGAAAAUUGUUAUACAAUUAGCAUUAAAAAGCAUAAAACAUCGUAUAAAGGGCCUGCAAAUAUUGUAUUAACUUUUGAGCUUUACAAUGAGGUAAAUACAUAUAUAGAGUUUUUUCGAAAUAAACUUAAUGGAAUUUCUCUUCCCACAGAUACAGCAAUUGUUUUUUUGAGUUAUAAUGGUGCUCCAAUGGACUCAUCAAUGAUCACUUCUCAGUUUCAUUUAUUUUGGAAUCGUGCUUUAGGCAAAAGGUAAAGGAAGAUUAUACUAGAAUGACUCCAACAAUAGUGAGAAAAUUUACGACAACAAAAGUUCAUCAAAAUUUUCCCAGCUUGAAGCAAAAUAUUGCACAUCAUUUAUGUCACAGUUUGAAAGUAGCAGAGAGCAACUAUGCCAUAUUUGACAAAUAUAAUGCUGCGUCAAGUACAAGUAAUAAACUGUGUUUAAUUCAAAGAUCAUUAACAGAUGAACAGGGAACAAAAAUAGAAGAAAAGAAAAGCAUACCUUUGAAUUUGUUUGAAAAUGAAAUAAACAAGGGGUCUAUAAAAGUAGCUGAUGUAAAAAAAAAGUUGGCUAAUUCUUCAGAAAAUGUAUGUGAUGAAAAGGUAAAAAAAAUUGUUGAUAAAGUUCGAUAUGCUAUCAAAAGAAAAAAACUCACACAAAGGCCAAAUCAACAAUUGUCAGAAACAGAACCUAAUUUUGACAAUGUUGAUUUUAUAAAUGAAACUUCUGCAUUAAGCUCCCCUAUUUCACAAGAAAUUCAAAAAAAAGUAUAUCCACUUAGGAAAAGAAA
This is a messenger RNA of Hydra vulgaris (swiftwater hydra), 2837 nucleotides long. RefSeq lists its product as uncharacterized. Lineage: Eukaryota; Metazoa; Cnidaria; Hydrozoa; Anthoathecata; Hydridae. The record is from RefSeq and is a predicted model, not a curated record.